Molecule: messenger RNA, 732 nt
Organism: Quercus lobata
Lineage: Eukaryota; Viridiplantae; Streptophyta; Magnoliopsida; Fagales; Fagaceae
Exons: 3
Coding region: 1-732 (243 amino acids)
Biological process (GO): DNA integration
Molecular function (GO): nucleic acid binding
Source: RefSeq, a predicted model, not a curated record
AUGACAAGACUUGUGGGUCCUGCGGGGAAGUCAGUCUUUACCGCAGACUCCAGAGAGCAGGCUUCUAUUGGCCAAGCAUGGGCAAAGAUGCAGAUCAAGUCCAAACCCAGUGUGGGACCUACCAGCUUGCGGCAGACAGGGAGGAGAGUUAUGCUGUGUUCAUCAGCGAGGAUUGAAGAAGCCCUUUCAUGCACUACAGAAUAUUUUACCAAGUGGGUGGAGGCAGUACCACUCCGCAAGGCUACAGGAGGAGCAGUGGCAAACUUCAUCAAAGAAAAUAUAAUUGUGAGGUUUAGGGUGCCCCACAAGAUCAUCAGCGACAAUGGCACACCGUUUGUCAACAGUGAUGUGAGAAGAAUGCUAGAGUUCUAUCAAGUCAAGCACCACAGGUCAUCACCCUAUUACCCUCAAGGGAACGGGCAGACAGAGGCAACAAACAAAGUUCUCAUAAAGAUCAUUAGCAUGAUGAGCCAAGAGUAUGCAGGAGGAUGGAUGCAAGAAAAGGAAAAGGAGGGAGAAGUCUUCACGGCAGAAAGGUUUGAGGACCUGAAAGAACUUGAUGAAAAGAGGAAAGAAGCCCAGGAACGCAACCGGAGAUACAGGCAGAAGAUGACUGAAGCCUACGGCAGGAUGACCAAGGAAAGAGUGUUUGCAGAAGGACAAUUAGUGUUAAAAGUGGCAGACUACGUCAAGCGAGGUCUGGCAGGACCAUCCAAGUUUGCACCUAAAUAG